Nerophis lumbriciformis (worm pipefish) is the source of this 333-nucleotide messenger RNA. Lineage: Eukaryota; Metazoa; Chordata; Actinopteri; Syngnathiformes; Syngnathidae. The record is from RefSeq and is a predicted model, not a curated record.
AUGGUCAAAGGGCACCUUGCAAAUGAGUCCUCUAAAAUCCAGACUUUGACUGAGGAGGAGAGAGCUCACCUUCUCCCGCUGUUGCAAAGCGCCCAAUGGGUGGAAGUGGUGGGACGGGACGCCAUCUACAAAGAGUUUCUUUUCAAAGAUUUUAACCAGGCCUUUGGUUUCAUGUCACGAGUUGCACUACAAGCAGAGAAGAUGGAUCAUCACCCUGAGUGGUUUAAUGUUUACAAUAAGGUGCAGAUCACCCUAAGCACGCAUGACUGUGGGGGGCUCUCCCAGCGUGACAUCACUUUGGCCACCUUCAUUGAUCAAGCCUCUCUAAUGUGA